ACUGAUUGGGAAGGUGGCUAUUACCCACUGACUAUGAUCUUCAGUGAAGACUACCCUAGCAAGCCACCAAAGUGUAAAUUCCCUCAAGCUUUUUUCCACCCUAAUGUCUAUCCAUCUGGAACUGUUUGCUUGUCUAUACUUAAUGAGGAUAGUGGGUGGAGACCAGCUAUAACAGUCAAGCAAAUUCUUAUCGGUAUCCAAGACCUGCUUGAUCAGCCAAAUCCUGCUGACCCUGCCCAAACUGAAGGCUAUCAUCUAUUCAUCCAGGAUGCAGCGGAGUAUAAAAAAAGAGUCAAGCACCAGGCAAAGCAAUACCCAUCUCUUGUCUAGUGCUACAUAUGCUCACUUUAGGAACUAUUCUAGUAUGGUAGAUGUUUUCUAUUUCUUGCUCGGUUCUAAAAUUCUUGUGUGAUUGUUGGCUGCCAUAACAUGCAGACUGGUUGGUUUUAACUAUUUUUAUUUAUUCUCAAGUCUGGAUAACAUGUUAAUAUAUGACAAUGUGAAAGUCGACUGAUAAUACUUGUUGGCAAUACUUACAUUUCUAUAGAAAUGGAUAAUUUACUAUUUACGA
Trifolium pratense (red clover) is the source of this 571-nucleotide messenger RNA. Its product is annotated as SUMO-conjugating enzyme SCE1-like. Gene Ontology annotation, biological process: protein sumoylation. The record is from RefSeq and is a predicted model, not a curated record. Gene Ontology annotation, molecular function: SUMO conjugating enzyme activity. Gene Ontology annotation, cellular component: nucleus. NCBI's taxonomy places the organism in Eukaryota, Viridiplantae, Streptophyta, Magnoliopsida, Fabales, Fabaceae.